GUCAUCGCGCUGCGCGCCAAUUUCGUAUAGUGCGGAAGGCGCAAUAACAAAACACCGGCAGCGGGUCUCGUCUUCUGUCGUUCCCUCAGUUCUGUCUCUCAGCGUGAGCCAGUUCGCUCGAACCGUCCCUCGUCAACAUGUCUCAGCAGGCGGGGUAUUCACCCAGCUUCAAACGACCCGCGGAAAUCAUGCGAAUGAGAAGGAAGAGAGCCCGGAGUGACGCCGGUGCCUGCUCCGGCCCGAGCGGCCGGGACUCCGCUGGCAGUCCGAGACAAAGCGGCUCAUCCCCGGCGUGUGUCCGGCCUUUCUCCCCGGGACCGCUGUUCAGCUCCGGAGGCGGCGGUGGGACCAAGCGCCGGAACCCGUUCGCAAACAUCGAAAACACGCACAGCCCCAGAAAGAAGUUUCUAAUUUACAACGACGACGGGGAGGCCGAGGCCAGCGACAGUCCGAAGGCGAUCAGGUGCGCGGAGAGGGAGGCGGGCGAGGACGUGUCAACAAAAAGAGUGUGUCAGGGAGUUUUAUCUUUCAGGGAAAGUCUGACCGAGGCAGAGAAGCAGCAGCAGCGAGAGAUUUCCAGCAAGAAGCGUCUCACUUUCUCCGAGGACGACUCUCUUUUUGAAGAAGAGGAGGGAGAUGUUAAAAGUACACUGUUGAAGAGUCCCCAGGCCAUCGCUCCUGCCUCCAUAGCGCCUCCCGUCUGCACAGAGUACCCGGCAGACUGGAGCCUGAAGACUCGCCUGCUCUUCACCUCCCCGCUGUCCUUGUCCUGGGCCGAGCAGCCCAAAGCCCAGGAGGAAGCGCUGGGGCUCAGCCAGCACUGCAGAGCUCAGUUUAGCACGCUGCCUCACAGUCUACAGGAUCCUAAGUCCUGCUCGGAGCUCCGCUCUGCCUUCCAGCAGAGUCUGGUCUACUGGCAGCAUCCCUCCCUGCCCUGGAUCUCUCUGUUUCCCAGGAUCAAUGCUGAGAGGAGCUUCGCAGGGAAGAGCACCCCCUGGGCUCAAGACACAUCUCUGCAACAGAGUCUCAUGAGAGAAUGGUCAGUCAGUCUGUCAUCCCUCUACAGUCUGCUGAAGGCCAGACUGUGUCCUUACUUCUACAUCUGCUCCUAUCAGUUCACAGUGUUAUUCAGGGCAGCAGGUCUCGGGGGUUCUGCUGCCAUCACCGCCUUGAUUUCCCCGACAACUCGAGGUCUCCGGGAGGCAAUGAAGGCUGAAGGUAUAGAGUUCAGUCUCCCUCUAGUGGAGGAGAUGAGGAAGAGCAAGGACCACCAGAACCCGGCAGAGCACCAGGGGAAGGAGGAAGAGCACGAUAAGAUAUCGGAGGAUUGCUCUGAGCCGAAAAAAGCCGCAGACUGUCGGGCAGGCGAUGACGGUGGAGAGGACGGAUACAACGAAGAUGAGGACAGCAGCUUCUCCUGGCUGGUGGAGAUGGGAGUCCAGGACAAGAUCAAGAAGCCAGAUAGCAUCUCCAUACAACUUCGUAAGGAGGGUCACACGGUGUCUCUGGACCAUAAACCUGAGUCUGUGGUGUGCGUAGAGGGACCGGACACUUUCACCCUCAUCAACUUCCUCAUCAACUGUAAGAGUGUGGUGGCCGCGGCGGGUUCCCAGGCAGGGCUUCCGCCGACGCUGCUGGCGCCCAUGGCUUUCAGAGGAGCUACGAUGCACACACUGAAGGCCCGCAGUGUGAACGUGAAAAGCCAGGUUGGUUCUACGUACCAGAAUAUCAGCAGCCUGGAGAUCACAGGACCUAUCCUCCCCUCCUCGCUGCACACCAUCACAACCCUUCUUCGGCCAUCGCAGAAGGGAAACUUCUCAGCUACUCUCUACACGCACGCGCCCACUGCUGUCAUGAACACCGCCAAGCAACAGUGUACCGGUGGCUCGGCGGACCUGUCCGGUUGCGGUCUCCAUCCCGCUUCCGUCCAGCAGCUGCAACCGCCCCCGAGCCUGGGCAGCACCGCUCUGACGCACCUCAACAUGAACAACUACAGCUACACCUGGAAGAACUGAAGGCGCCCGGCAUCAGCACGUCACCUGUGGGUAUCUCGUAUGUGAUUACUGCAUUCGAAGGUUGUUGGAGCCUGAGCUGCAGUGGGAAGAGUAGGGAGGUGAGACAGAAGCGAAGGAUGAUGAAAGAAAAAAAAAGAGAAGUGGAAGGAGAAAGGAGGCAACCCCCAUGGUCACCACAUGUCACCGCAGCUGCUGAAUCUGUGGUAAGAUGAGUAAAAAGUAGUUCAAUAAAAGAGAAGGGCAGAAAGAAAAAGGGAACAGUAGAAGAAAGAAGGAAGAUGAAAAAGGGGAAUAAGGAAGGGAAGACAUUUGAUUCACAUGCUGUUUUUCCUAGAUCGCACCUCGUGCAUUAUCUCUGGAAUUAUACUGUUUUUCUUUGAUACUUUACAGAACUUGAAUUAAUUGACUUCAUCUUUUUCCCCCAAAAAAGAAAAACAACAACACAAGAAUAGAUAUAUAGAUGAACUCUAUUGAUCCCGUAAUUACAUAUAAAAAAUUUCAUAUGAUAAUCUACCUUUUUGCCAUUUUAGACAAACAAAACUACACGAUUAACAUAAGAAAAAAGAACAGUGUCAAAGCUAUCCCAUGCACCUAUCCAUAUUCUUUUAUUUGUACAUAUGUUUCCUUUUCUAUCUUUAGAUUUCUACACUAUUCACAGGGCUACAUUUGUAUGUUUCUAUAUUUGUGUUCUUUCUAAAUUUCUGAUGUCUGCUGCAGUACAAUGUCAACUGUCCCAUUUCGUGGAAAUCCUUGUCUGUAGGUUUUGUGUAAACAACAAAAACAGGUGAAAGCAUCAUCUCCUUCAAAGAUGUGUUAAAAAAAUCUAGUAUCUUGUAUCCAGACUUCUCCCUAAAAGGCUGUGUGGCUCUGCGACAAUGCCACACUACUUUCACCUUUUUUCCUCUGACAGACAAACAGUCGUCAAGCACAAGAGAUUGCUUGUCAGGAAAAUGUGAACGUUGAGGUCAGCGGUGGUCGUUGUAUGAAUAAAAACACCAUUGAGGGAACAAAG
Molecule: messenger RNA, 3027 nt
Organism: Scophthalmus maximus (turbot)
Lineage: Eukaryota; Metazoa; Chordata; Actinopteri; Pleuronectiformes; Scophthalmidae
Product: protein downstream neighbor of son homolog
Exons: 13
Coding region: 138-2015 (625 amino acids)
Biological process (GO): nuclear DNA replication
Cellular component (GO): nucleus
Source: RefSeq, a predicted model, not a curated record